Messenger RNA from Callorhinus ursinus (northern fur seal), 1870 nucleotides. RefSeq names its product serine incorporator 2 (gene SERINC2). The record is from RefSeq and is a predicted model, not a curated record. NCBI's taxonomy places the organism in Eukaryota, Metazoa, Chordata, Mammalia, Carnivora, Otariidae. Gene Ontology annotation, cellular component: membrane.
UCCCGCCGCCCGCGCCCCGCCGCCCGCGCCCCGCGCCCCGCGCCGCCGCCAUGGGGGCCUGCCUGGGGGCCUGCUCCGUGCUCAGCUGCGUGUCCUGCCUCUGCGGCUCUGCCCCCUGCAUCCUGUGCGGCUGCUGCCCCUCCAGCCGCAACUCCACCGUGACCCGUCUCAGCUUCACGGCCUUCCUCUUCCUGGGGGUGUUGGUGUCCAUCAUCAUGCUGAGCCCCAGCGUGGAGAGUCAGCUCCACAAGCUGCCGUGGGUGUGUGAAGAGGGGGCCGGGACCCCCGUCAUCCUUCAGGGCCACAUCGACUGUGGCUCCCUGCUCGGCCACCGUGCUGUCUACCGCAUGUGCUUUGCGACAGCAGCCUUUUUCUUCCUCUUCACCCUGUUCAUGAUCUGCGUGCGCAGCAGCCGGGACCCCAGGGCUGCCGUCCAGAACGGAUUUUGGUUCUUUAAGUUCCUGAUCCUCAUGGGCAUCACCGUGGGCGCAUUCUAUAUCCCUGACGGCUCCUUCUCCAAUGUCUGGUUCUACUUCGGUGUCGUGGGCUCCUUCCUCUUCAUCCUCAUCCAGCUGGUCCUGCUCAUCGACUUUGCUCACUCCUGGAACCAGCGGUGGCUGGGCAAGGCUGAGGAGUGUGACUCCCGGGCCUGGUAUGCAGGCCUCUUCUUCUUCACCCUUCUCUUCUACACACUGUCCACUGCGGCCGUGACGCUGCUGUUCAUCUACUACACCCAGCCCGGCACCUGCUAUGAAGGCAAGGUCUUCAUCGGCCUCAACCUCACUCUCUGCUUCUGCGUCUCCACUGUCGCUGUCUUGCCCAAGGUCCAGGACGCCCAGCCCAACUCGGGUCUGCUGCAGGCCUCGGUCAUCACGCUCUACACCAUGUUUGUCACCUGGCUGGCCCUGUCCAGUGUCCCCGACCAGAAAUGCAACCCCCACCUGCUGACCCGCUUCAGCAAUGGGACGAUCCUGGCAGGCCCCGACGGCUACGAGACCCACUGGUGGGAUGCACCGAGCAUCGUGGGACUCAUCAUCUUUAUCCUGUGCACCCUCUUCAUCGGUCUGCGCUCCUCGGACCACCGGCAGGUGAACAGCCUGAUGCAGACGGAGGAGUGUCCGUCCACGCUGGAGGUCACGCAGCAGCGGCAGGUGGUGGAAUGCAAGGGCCGGGCCUUUGACAACGAGCAGGACGGUGUCACCUACAGCUACUCUUUCUUCCACUUCUGCCUGGUGCUCGCAUCCCUGCACAUAAUGAUGACGCUUACCAACUGGUACAGACCCGGCGAGACCCAGAAGAUGAUCAGCACGUGGACCGCCGUGUGGGUGAAGAUCUGUGCCAGCUGGGCGGGGCUGCUCCUUUACCUGUGGACCCUGGUGGCCCCGCUCCUCCUGCCAAACCGCGACUUCAGCUGAGGCAGCCCCUUGCAACCUGCCCACCUGGUGCUCGGGGCUCAGUGAGUCAGCCCGCUGAGCCCCUACCCCUACCCACCUCCAGGACUUGCCCCUGAGCUGGGCCCCCUGUUCUUAGUGCCUUCAGGGAGGGGGAGCCUUAGGCCCAAGCCUGAGCCCUUCCUUCCUGCUGCCUCCAGACCACAGAGCUGCCUCUUCCUUACCCUUGGCCCCCAUCCCCUGCACUCACCCUCUUGGGAAAGAAGGGCCCCUUAUUCUUAGGCUCCCCGGGAGAAGGACCUGAAGGAGAGAAGCACUCAGAGCCACUCAGAGAGUGGGAGCACUCCCCAGGAUGGAGUGCCCAGCACUGAGGCCCGGGUAGUGCCGACCACGUUCCCCAGGGCACGCCACCUCCUUCCUGGACUCCGUGCCUUACUGAGUCUCCACGACUUUGCUCAAUAAACCAGCCAGUGUAUGUA